AUGGCAGUGACGUUAGCAUGGAACGGGAAGAAAUCCCGCAUGGAUGUACCCGUUGUGUGGUGUGCCUGCAGCGGCACGCUGAAACGGGAUCUGCUGCUAAAUAGGUCAGUACUGAAAGGCGAGGCAGUUAGCGCCGGUUCCUGUUUGGAGUGGGGCCAGCUUGGGCCGCCCGUAGCUGGUUUCAGCCGGCCAGAUCCGGCGUCGCCCGGCCCGGCAGCCCUGCCCGGCAGAGCCCCGGAGCACCUAAACGUGCCUAAUGCUGCCCAAUCUGCCUUGGCUCAGCCUUGGCCCAACUGGGACACUUCAGAGGAAUUGCACGCAGUGAAGCUGAAUGCACUCUGCUUUUCAGAACUUAGACAGCUCCAGAAACUUGUGGAUGUUUUCCAUAUAUUAUUUUUAAGUCAUGUUUUUAACUGUGCGUUAAGAAUGUGUACGAACUUCACCCUUGCCGAGCUCGGCAUCUGCGAGCCCUCCCCGCACCGCAGCGGCUACUGCUCGGACAUAGGGAUCCUGCGGCAGGGCUAUUCCCUGAGCACGGGCUCGGACGCCGACUCGGACACGGAGGGCGGCAUGUCCCCCGAGCACGCCAUACGCCUCUGGGGCAGGGGCAUGAAGUCCCGGCGCAGCUCCGGCCUCUCCAGUCGGGAGAACUCGGCCCUCACCCUUACCGAUUCCGACAAUGACAACAAGUCCGACGAGGAGAACGGUCGUCCCAUUCCACCUACAUCCUCGUCUAGCCUUCUUCCAUCUGCUCAACUGCCCAGUUCUCAUAAUCCUCCACCAGUUAGCUGCCAGAUGCCCUUGCUAGACAGCAACACGUCCCAUCAAAUCAUGGACACCAAUCCUGAUGAGGAGUUCUCUCCUAAUUCUUACCUGCUAAGAGCAUGUUCAGGGCCACAGCAGACUUCCAGCAGUGGCCCUCCAAAUCACCACAGCCAGUCAACGCUGAGGCCACCUCUCCCUCCUCCUCACAACCAUUCCCUGUCCCAUCAUCACUCAUCCGCCAACUCGCUCAACAGGAAUUCCCUCACCAACCGCAGGCCCCAGAUCCACGCGCCGGCCCCGGCACCCAACGACCUGGCCACCACCCCCGAGUCCGUGCAGCUCCAGGACAGCUGGGUGCUCAACAGCAACGUGCCGCUGGAAACCAGCUGGGAUAUGGAGUGCUCAGCGUAUUUAACUAGUGCUUUAAAUAGCAGAGCUGAUCUCCCAGAAAUUGCAAUUAGCCCUUGUGAUGCUGUUUACAGGAGCAAGCGUCCCCGCUCACGGGAGCGUGCCGUCAUCUCGCCGUUCUGCCUGCGCCGUUGGGGAGCGCCAAGCUGUGCCACGCGCUCCUGA
Molecule: messenger RNA, 1338 nt
Organism: Tinamus guttatus (white-throated tinamou)
Lineage: Eukaryota; Metazoa; Chordata; Aves; Tinamiformes; Tinamidae
Source: RefSeq, a predicted model, not a curated record